AACAACAAUGGCCGCCACCACGGAUAAUAUUGCCUAUGCGGUGUUUAUGCAACACGGAACAUGUUGAAAAAUAGAUUUUAGAACAAUAUAACGUUGAAAUAAAAUUAAUAAUCUAGCUACAAUUCCUUGUGCCCGGGAAGUUUGGCGUGACUUGCCUGGAACGCUACAAAGUCGUGAGUCAUGGUUUGAAGUCGUGAUUUACAUGCUAAAAAACAUGCCUGGGAAUGCAGCAUAAAUCCCAUAUGAGGGUCCUAAACCCCGGGGCACAGAAUUAAAAUACCAAAUGUGGGACCGCACCCCUCAAAGGGUUAAUGGUGGAGAACCACUGCUUUACACCUUUGAAGACUCACUACUUGCUAUGACGAAAUGUCAUGUAACUGUUUAUUUCCUCAGGCUGUAAGAAUUUGGCUCUGAGUCAAGCAGGUCUUGCAGCAAACCAGGAAGCGACACUUGAUCGACUGGACUGAGAGCCUCAUAUUUACAUAGCGCCGAAACUCCACGUUUGUUUUGGGCGUUGAAGAAAACACGUGGGAGAAAUAUACAUAUAUAUAGAGGAGUCCGAAGACAUGGAGAGACGCUUUUAAACUGUCCGCUAUGGAAGUGACAAACGAAGAGGCAGCCUGCAAAGUCUACGCAGUUUUAAUGGAGCCCGAGAUCGUGAGCCGUUUGAGGAAAAAGUACCACUCACUGCGGAGACAGGUCUGUUUGAUCCAGUCCAUCAGCCUGCUGCUCUGCUUCAGCUGCUGCGUGUUCACGCUCCUGAACCACGCGUUCCCGCCACAAUGCACGGAAAAUGGAACUAAGGGGAUAUCUAAAUUUGAAAUGCAGCAUCAAGUUUUGGAAUCGAAUAGCAGAGAAGAAACGAAGCCGAAACAAAGAGACACAUCUUUCAUUCGCCUCACAGUUAAAAACGAUCACCCGUUCACUAAAGCCGGAUUUGUGCCAUGGAUGGCUACCCCAGAGUAUCAGUCACCAGACUCUACCAGUUACUUCAUCUUGGAAGAAGAUAAUGAAUCUCUGAAAAUCCUUCAUGAAGGAACAUACAAGGUUUCUCUGCAGAUUACGUACAGAAAAUUCAGUGAACAACCAGAAAAUGAGGAAAUAUUACUUCAACAUGAUAUUAAUCAUGACACUGCUGCGUAUCCUCUAGACCUGCCCCUGCUCACCCACUGCGAAACAGUGAACAGUACAAACUGGAGGAAAAGUCUGUUUUCUGAAGGUAUUUUUUACCUCAAUUCUGGGGACAAACUCAAGGUGUUUUCCAAUAAUCUCAACCUCAUUGAUGUUGGAGAUAAAUUUGUGCAAAAAACAUUCUUUGUGGUGUAUCCUCAUUUUACCUCGUGUGGAUAAGGCGAAUACGAAAAAACAUAAAGACAAUUGCUUCUGCAGCUUUGAAUAAUGAUCAAAAGGGCUGCAAUGAAGUAUCAUAUUAAUCUGUCUGGGAUGACCCUGUCAUCUAAACCGAUUCUCCUGUCAGCAAAAUCUGAUAUAUUUAUGCUAUAAUCAGUAGCAUGGUCAUGUACAGAAGAAAACCCUUACUAAAAAAAUACUGUGGUACAUUAAUGCUGUAAAAUGGUAAUACUAGAGUACUUUGAUGUAAACUAUGGUAGUGAAAUGCAAUUCCUCUAUAGUGUCAUUUUUAAGAAUGUGUUAAACAACUUGCUAAUACCAUAGUAUUUUAUUUUUUAUAUAUAUCUUUUUUUUUAAGAGAAGACUGUUCUGCUUCACAACUAGGGACAAAACAGAAUUGGCUUGUGUUUUAAAAGCUACAUUUUGUUUAAGCACUACAACUGUAGAAAAAUUGUAAUUUUGUAAUGAAGUUUUAUUUUUUAUUUUUUUCAUUUUGAUUGAAUUUGGCAAAAAAAAAAAAAAAAAAAUGCUAAACCAU
This is a messenger RNA of Carassius auratus (goldfish), 1888 nucleotides long. RefSeq lists its product as uncharacterized. Gene Ontology annotation, biological process: immune response. Lineage: Eukaryota; Metazoa; Chordata; Actinopteri; Cypriniformes; Cyprinidae. Gene Ontology annotation, cellular component: membrane. The record is from RefSeq and is a predicted model, not a curated record. The transcript is spliced from 4 exons. Gene Ontology annotation, molecular function: tumor necrosis factor receptor binding. The coding region runs from base 595 to 1350 and encodes 251 amino acids.